Messenger RNA from Pediculus humanus corporis (human body louse), 2892 nucleotides. RefSeq lists its product as uncharacterized. The record is from RefSeq and is a predicted model, not a curated record. Bases 1 to 2892 code for a protein of 963 amino acids. Lineage: Eukaryota; Metazoa; Arthropoda; Insecta; Psocodea; Pediculidae. The transcript is spliced from 13 exons.
AUGAUGUACAACACAGAAAAAUCAUUACAAUUUUUCGAAGAUCAGAAUAAUUCACACGAUGAAAAACCUCAGGAACCUUGGAUGUUGGCUGACGUUGAAGAAGAAUUCAGAAAAUUGACCCUGAAUUGUUCUCAACCUUACGAUCUCUAUAAUGGUUUUAAACCGGUCGAUUGUGUCGAAGUUGAAGAAUCUAUACAACAAAAGUAUCCCGUUUUAGCUAAAAAAUGUCAGCCCCAUGCAAUCGGUAAAUAUUUAGGAUAUGCCGAAGAAACGUUAGAAACAAUUUAUUUACCCAACCCAUUCUAUAGAAUCGACGAUCUCAAUCAAUUAGAACUUCAAAUGAGAAUAACUUCUACAAAACAUAUUUGGGAAAAUCCAAUAAAAAACGUUAUGCAUUUUAUAAACGCACAAAAAUAUAUUCAUCAAUUGAGGUGUCCUCCGUUUUCCGAAGUUCAAUAUACCACCACCGAGAAAAGUAAUACUCUUAGGACCGAUUCGACAUUGGCAUUUCCUCCAAACACUCCUUCUUCAUCAGCAUCCCUAUCCGGUCCUUCUCCGAAUCCUUUUGCAUCAUCUUUUCAUUUGGUUGAAAGUAUAGGAGAUUUAAACGUGAGACAAACUCUUAGAACAUCAUCGAGAACGUCACCUUCUACCGAAAAUAAAACGGAAACGUCGUCGUCGGCCGUUGCAAGAAAAAGAUCAUCAGAUGGACGAGAUUUCACUAACCUCUCAUUAUUAACAAGGCAAUAUACAUAUUGUCUUUUUUUAAAUGAAUUUUUUUAUUUUUGUAAAAAAUUAUUUAUUUAUUUAUUUAUACGUUCGAUUAAUCGACGAGAAUUGUCGAUUCCCGAACAUUCGAGUCUUCAGGUACCCGAUACCGUACUCAAGUGGCUUCAAACUGGAUACCCAACAAGAUCCAAAGAAUUUUCUGCUAUACAAAAUUUAAGUGAAGAACUUAGGACCGUUCGAUGUGCAUUGCAAAGUUGCAAUGUUUCUUCCACUAUUAGAAAUCGAUCGGCUAAAUAUGUUGACGAAAGUUUUCCCGAAAAGAAAUGCGAGUUUUUUAUGGGAAAAAAUGCCAAUUACAACCGUUUAAUACAUCAAAACGAAAAUUUAUCGGCGUCGUUUUCAUCCAGUUCUAGUUCCGAACAAAAUCGUUCUUCCAACAGCAAAUCGGGUACCAAACUUCAAAUUUCUUCAUUUCCAAAAUUGUCUUAUUCGGCUGUGACGUCCGGUGGUUCUCCGACUGCUUGGCAAGUUCAAACCUCGUCGUUUUGGUCAUCGAAACCUUUUAACUUACUCGGAUCUACAACAGCAACAGCAGCAGCAACAACAACAACGACGACGACAACAGCAACGUCCUGUAAUACAAAUUUGAUUCGAGAUUAUGCGACCAAUUCCUAUGAUAGCAAAUCCAAAUAUCGGCCUAUAUUGAACGCUCAAUAUCGUGAAUUGUCGGACGAAGAAAGUUUUAAUUACGGUUCGACAAGCGAAAAAAAAGGGAUUCCCGAGGGAAUGGGAAACGUGAGAUUGUUUGAUAGCCUCGAAGAUAACGCAUUUGACGAUUUGGAAAGGCAAGCGAUAGCACAAUGGCCAUCGGAAGAUAAUUUGGAUAUAUUUCAAUCUCGACGCGUACAGUUAAUUGUAGGCUUAAGGAGGAUGACAACCAAAUUUCGUCAUCCCCAAGUAGCGUCUUUGCGUGCAAUCAAUUCAUCAAAGUCCAUCCAUCAUUCGUUGAAAAGUAGCGAUUCGCCUAAGAAAAAAAGUGCUGUACAAAUGUUGCAAGAAACAAAAGCCUUUUACGUUAAAUCCGAAAUCAGCAGCAAUAUAUCAUUUUCCGGUCAAAAUAAUUUUGGUCAAACGACUUGUUUUCAACAUAAAUCAUUACCAGAUUUACAUGUUUCUCCAGAAUAUUCAUCUGACGAAAGUAGCAAUUCCAGUUUUAACAUUGAAUACAACGGUGAUUCCAGAAGCGUUUAUUCUACAUUGACCGGAUCAAUGAGACAUAAAAAUCAUGGAAAAAAUAUUGAUAAUCGUGGACGUUGUUUAAAAUCAAAUAUUGAUUGUAAAAAUUAUUUGUGUAGAAAUCAUUCAAAAUGGUUUGCUAGUUUUCACAUGACCAACAACGGUGGAGAAUUUUCCAGUUCAAAAGGGAUUCAAAUUCAAUCUUCUUGUCAAAGGCGAAGCAGUUACACAUCUAGUUGUAACAGAAGUCGUCAUAAUUCUAGUUCAAUGUAUUCUCAGUCGGCUGAUAGCGGUCGUCAAAGUCAAGGAGGUUCAAUUGGAUUAAGAACUGGAAGAUCAGGUUUACCAGAAUAUAAUUCUUCUCCAAAGAGCUCAUGGAGCGAUUCCGGUACCGAAGAUGAUUUUCCUUCUCCUUGUCGGAAAUUAAGUUUUUUUUCGGUUAAAAAAAAACCAAUAUUACGAUCGAAAUCAGACAUUUCUCAUAAAUAUUGUUCAAAUAAAGUAAAACCGGUUUUGUCAAUUUCAAUACAACCUUCUACGGUGGCAACUGACAAAUUGGAAAAUUUUUUUAAUAAUUUAGGAAUGGAUCCCGCUGAUUACAAAGAAUUAGCAUCAAAUAAUUCAGGUAAAACUUCACCAGUGUAUUUUUCAAGCGUGAGUUCCGUGGAUUCGUGCGUGGAUGUAGCUAUUUGGAACGUUCCAGAAACAUUUAAGGCUACCGAAUGUCUUUCUAUAGUUGAAAGAAACGCUCGAAUCGUUAAAUGGCUUUAUAAUUGCCUUUUGCCUGUAACUGGAAAAUUUUACGCUUGGCACGAUGCUCCAGAUCCAAAUUUCCAAGAUCCAUUAAUAGAAAAAGCUAUUUAUGAAAAAAAAAAUCUUUUACCAAGAGAUAAAUAUAAAGAACCCAUAACAACUUCCAUGGAGUAA